Molecule: messenger RNA, 3345 nt
Organism: Trichophyton verrucosum HKI 0517
Lineage: Eukaryota; Fungi; Ascomycota; Eurotiomycetes; Onygenales; Arthrodermataceae
Exons: 4
Coding region: 1-3345 (1114 amino acids)
Biological process (GO): regulation of protein localization to mitotic spindle pole body; protein phosphorylation; regulation of cytokinesis
Cellular component (GO): spindle pole; cytoplasm; centrosome
Molecular function (GO): ATP binding; protein kinase activity; protein binding
Source: RefSeq, a predicted model, not a curated record
AUGGAGCCACUAUCUCCGCGAUCAACCAACAUUCCACCAAAACCAAAAGUUGAAGGGGCCAAAAAGCUAUCCGUCAAGACCAAUCCUGCCCAAAAACAGCCAUCAUCCCAUCGGCACCAUGCGACACCUCCACCUCCAGAGGUCAAGGAGCCUGGCCCUUGCGGAGAGGAAUAUGAGAUAGGGAGCUUCCUGGGAAAGGGAGGAUUUGCAGUCUGCUAUGAAGGGAAGCUUGCAAGGAACGGACGUAUCUUCGCCAUGAAGGUUGUCAAAUCUGAAAUGCAGCAAAAGAAGAUGGAGGAAAAGAAAAACAUAUACGUGGUUCUCGAGCUUUGUCCUAAUGGUUCAGUAAUGGAUAUGGUAAAGAAAAGAAAGUUCCUAAGUCUGCCCGAAGUGCGAAGGUUUAUGAUACAACUCUGUGGCGCUGUGAAGUACCUCCACAAACGUCAUGUUGCUCAUCGUGACUUGAAGAUGGGAAACUUGUUUCUCGACCAAUGCAUGAAUAUCAAAGUUGGCGACUUCGGGCUGGCAGCCCUGAUGCUCAGCGAGAAAGAUGAGAAGAGAAGAAAGACGCUGUGUGGGACCCCAAAUUAUAUUGCUCCAGAGGUGCUGGAUAAGAGCAAAGGAGGUCAUAAUCAAAAGGUUGACAUCUGGUCUUUGGGUGUGAUAUUCUUUGCCAUGCUUACGGGUUUCCCCCCAUUUCAAUCAAAAACCCAAGAGGAAAUUUACAAGAAGGUGAAGUCACUGAGUUACGACUGGCCAGUUGACACCGAAAGUGCAAAUUACAUCCCGGACGAGGCCAAAGACCUAGUUACGGCUUGCUUGAAUCUUGCCGAAGAAAAAAGACCGGAUCCCGAUCAAAUUGUAGAUCACCCAUUCUUCAAUAUGUACCCCGGCUGCAUCCCUCGUGAACUCGAACCCGAAUCUCGCUCAUCACCUCCACAUUGGUUAACAAAAGACAGCCCUCGAGGCGACAACCCGGCUCCCGGAUACAGUUUGGAGUAUGACCAUACAUAUAGGAAACUUAUAUCCCACGUUACGAAUCCUACCCAGAGAUACAUCAUAUGUAAGAACAUCUUUUACGCUGAGUGUGGCGUUGGAAGACGGAGUUCAGGGGAAAUACGAAAAUCGGUGGGGAAAAGAUGUGGAAAAUCUGCUUUCGCUGAAUGUCUUACCGAGGAAGAGAGGGGACUCCAGCCUGUUAUGCCUCUGCCAUCCGACAGAGUCUACAGCUACUACAUUGAUAAUGGCAAGGAUUGGAGUCUUGACGAAGCGGAGGCGGAAAAUGAUCUUCCAGAGGACCAAGAAAGUAGCAAUGGAGCUAUUGAUGGCCGGAGUACUUUGACUAAAUCAAAGGCCGCCAUGAUAGCGAGAACCGAGAUCGCUCUGGCUGCCCAGCUCAAUCGCCGAGAAUCUGCUCCCAAGAAUCAUGCCGCCAUGCUUCGUCAACAGGCAAUUGCACCUCGUCCAGCAGCGAAGGACACUUCUUCAACUGCCACUCAAGCUACAGUGGCAUCCUCUGAUACUGUGCCGGAGAAGAAUCCAGCCAUCAGGAGUACUCGGAAUCUACUUAGCCAACGCCCUAUACGCACACGAUCACAGACUGCACAAGCCUACCAUGAGUCCAUGCGGGAAAAGAAUCGGGCACUCACUACAUCUAUGUCCAAAUCAACCUCAACCCCAGCGGCACUUGGCACUGCCUCCAGUAACAAACCCCCCAACUUGGGGUCUGCCCCUGUGGCUGGUCCCCAAAAUACCGAACAGGAGAACGUGGGUGAAGAACCUAUCAAACCAGCGGCGCGUCAGCCUAGAUCAAACGUGGGUUCCGGACGAACGAUACCUAUUCGGUCAGAUUCAACUUCUACCUUACGCCGGCAUCAGAGUCAAUCAUCAGUUACGGGCAGGGAUGUUGCAUCUCGUUCAAAUAAGACACAAGGCCUGACCAGAUCAGCAACCACCUCGUCAGCCGCAUCCAGCAGCGGCAGUAAAUCAAGGUCGGCGCUGGGAUCCGGUCCACUCCUUUUGCCAGAGGAUCAGUCAGAAAUACUACCAGGAUCAAGCGUGCAGGAGGUUGUAGCUGAUCUCCAGAUAUACCAGUCCAUCCUUCGUGAAAAACCUUCUCAAAGCUCGUUUAGAAACUCUGAGAGCAAACCUGCUCAACCCCAAUCAACUGCCAAGUCCGGAGCCCAUCCAUAUGUUGUGAAGUGGGUUGACUACACUAACCGAUAUGGGAUUGCCUACGUAUUGGAUGAAGGAAGCGUUGGCUGCGUUUUCAGGGGCGAGAAUGGCUACCCGGCAACAGGGGUAGUAGUCAGGGAUGGUGAAAGCCACCUUCGGCUAAAGGCGCGCGCGAAAGGAGAACCCGAAAAUGCCAACUCCUACUCAGAAGUCGAUCAGCUUGUUCCACGAAAUGGCAAGCCCAUUGAAUUCUAUGAAAAUGUAGAAAUUAAUCCAGACGGCUAUUCUGAUGGAACUGUCAGGAGAGCUCUUCUCCCUGCACGAACGUUCGAGACAAGACGGUCAAGCCCAGACAAGCCAGCAAAUGUUCUCUGCACAGUUCGAAGCGCUGAGAAGGCAAAUCGUGUCAGACUGGUAGAUCAGUUCGGAAAAUAUAUGGUAGGGUCUCUAGGGAGAGGCGCUAUUGAACCAUCGAAAUCAAAAAGCAGCGGCCAAUACAUCAAAUUCUACCAGAGGCUCGGAAAUGUUGGAGUCUGGGGCUUUGGAGACGGUGCAUUCCAGUUUAACUUCCCUGAUCAUACUAAGCUUGUACUAUAUCUACCCGAGCAGCGACCAGCUGAUCCAUCAGAGCUGGCCAGCUCCUGUAGAAUUGACUUCUAUCAUCUUUCACCGUCAGCAGCUAGAUACCUCGCUGCAAAAGGAAAAAUGCACCCCAGCGGUUUUGAUACCAGAACGGUCAUAUCAGAGCCGGCCUCUGCAUAUCUAUCGUCCAUCUCUGGUAUCUCUACCAAGAUUCCUGGUGUCACUACUGAACGGUUCAGGGACAUCCUCGAAGCAAACUCUUUCCCCAAGAAACUUGAAUUUAUCACAACUGUUAUUGAUUGCUGGGCUACUAACAAGAGACUUGGAGGAAGGGUCUCUCUCUCAUCUGUCUCCAAAGUCAAUGGUGCCAUAAAAUGUACCUCUGCGGACCUUUUCUGGGAUGGAGCUCAAGAACGAUCUUGGGCGAGCGCUUCUGGAAGCAAGUUUGUCUGGGUUUCGGUCGGAGCACAAGGAGGAGAUGGCGAUUACAUGUCAGUCAAACUCCAAACAAAUGCAGCAGGAGAAGUUGAGUGUGCCGGCAUGGAAGGAAAUCCUCAGCUUGGAGACCAGCUACAGAAGUUGGUCUGA